Messenger RNA from Penicillium arizonense, 2571 nucleotides. RefSeq names its product WD repeat TAF5 family protein. Gene Ontology annotation, cellular component: transcription factor TFIID complex. Gene Ontology annotation, biological process: transcription initiation at RNA polymerase II promoter. Gene Ontology annotation, molecular function: RNA polymerase II general transcription initiation factor activity; protein binding. The coding region runs from base 1 to 2571 and encodes 856 amino acids. The transcript is spliced from 5 exons. Lineage: Eukaryota; Fungi; Ascomycota; Eurotiomycetes; Eurotiales; Aspergillaceae. The record is from RefSeq and is a predicted model, not a curated record.
AUGGCCAGAAUCUGGCGAGCUGGGAAGAAAGAGCGCAACAGAAAGUUGAGGGAAUUGUCAGCACAGCCUCCACCUGAAGCCCCCAAAGGCCCUCGGGCUAGCCAGAAUGCCCCUCCCAAUGCCCCCACUGAACCCCAGGCUAUGGCGACCUCGUCUCCAGUUGCUAGCAGGAGACGUCUGGUUUCCGCUACUUCUCCUCCUGUGCGCGUUUCGGGGGGACCUGGUCUUUCUACUCGCUCUACUUUGAGAGGAGGACCCGGUGUUUCUACCAGGUCUACCGUCAGAGGAUCAUCUGUGCGAUAUCCUCGGGUUACUUCACAGCCUGCUCGCGCUCCUCGUGCCAGUGCCAGCGUGCCAACGCCGUCACCGUCACCGCUAGCUGCCCAAAUUCCAAUUCAGGAUCCGAAACCGAUCCUGAUUGCCAACCCUUUCUUGGGGCGACCUCCGACUGUCCGAUCCUUCCCUUCAUCUUCCCACAAUUUCUUGUCGGACACCCCAGCAUCUCUCUCGCGUUCUGAAAUUCGUAGGGAAGAAGCUGUCAUAGAUUACCUGGCCAAGAAGGGUUACAGCCGUACCGAAGCCAUGUUGCGAAUGGAGUCUGCCAACCAGGAGAUCGAUGGACGUCCCCUUCCCCAGCUGGGAGAGGACUCUCGCCCCAAGACCCGGCAAGGAUUCGACUUGUUGAAGAACUGGGUUGAGGAAAAUCUCGAUCUGUACAAGCCUGAGCUGCGUCGUGUUUUGUGGCCAUUGUUCGUCUACUCGUUCUUUAACAUGGUGACAUCCUUCUACCCCCAAGAUGCCAAGAGCUUUUUCGAGGCCAACAAGAACAUGUUUCUGCCUGAGCAUACGGAUGAUAUCCGUCACUUCGAGCCUAUUAGCUUGCCAGAGCACUUGCAGGACAACAGUGUCGCUAAACUCUACCGCAACAACAAGUACCGCGUUGUUCUGAGCAACCCCGCAUACACAAACCUGCUCCAAUUCCUGGAGAGCAAGGACAAGGAGGGCGGCUCUGUGAUGAAUGCAAUCCUCAGCAGUUUCUGCUCUGUGAAGACCAUGGACCGUGCCUCCGAUGAUCGAUUCAGCUUUGCCUCUAUGUUGAACCAGAUGGCGCCCGGACAGAGUUCACCUGCCGAGGAUGAAGGUAUCCCUGGUCACCACCCUGGCUCCGCUUACACCGGUGACAACCCUGCCAUGGCUGGAACACUUCCACGUCUGAGGCUCGGAAAGCUUCCAAUGGAGCAGACACUGGAGGAGGAUGUGCGCGCUGAGCUUGCAGAGGUGGAUGCGAAAGAGCCUCCCGUCGCUGGCCGCAACACUCUUUCCCAGGAGUUCGAACAAAUGAUUAAGAAGGAAGAUGAGGAUGAGGCUCCUUCUCGCGCUGAUAUCCCAUUCCCGCCUUCGAAUGCCCGUGACGUUGAACUUGAGGUCAGAAGGGUUAUGGAGCACCGUGAUCGGUUCGAGAUCAAGGGUCGCACGGGUGGUGUUGGCCCUGGCGUCAGUGUUUGCAUGUUCACUUUCCAUAAUACCUUGGAUAACAUCAACUGCAUGGACUUUUCCGAUGACAACCUGCUCGUCGCUUGCGGUUUCGCCCAAUCCUACAUUCGUGUCUGGAGCCUUGAUGGGAAGAACAUUCAGGGUGCUCUCCCAGAAAUUGACGACUUGGCGCCCGCCAACUCUCGCCGUCUGAUCGGCCACUCAGGUCCUGUCUACGCAGUCGCUUUCCCCCCCUGCGCCCCAGCUCGUGAGGAUCAACAGGAAGGAGAGAGUGUUCCCACCAAUGCUCGUUGGUUGCUUUCCUCGUCUGCCGACAAGACCGUUCGCCUCUGGUCUUUGGACGCUUGGCAAUGCAUGGUUGUUUAUAAGGGCCACGACCGCCCUAUUUGGGAUCUCCGCUGGGGACCUUUCGGACAAUACUUUGUGACCGGUGGAUCGGACCGUACCGCCCGCUUGUGGGUGACCGACCACAUUCGUCAGCAGCGUAUCUUUGUCGGCCAUGAUCAGGACGUGGACUGCGUCUGUUUCCACCCUAACUCGGCUUAUGUUUUCACCGCCAGUUCCGACCACACUGUUCGCAUGUGGGCCGUCACCACUGGUAAUGCUGUUCGUAUGUUCACUGGCCACGCUGGCAAUGUUACCUCCAUGGAAUGCAGCCGUGAUGGCAAGCUCUUGGCCACGGCCGAUGACCAGGGCACUAUCAUUCUGUGGGAUCUGGCACCUGGUCGACUUUUGAAGCGCAUGCGUGGCCAUGGCAAGGGUGGCAUCUGGUCGCUCAGCUGGAGUGUGGAGUCCACCGUGCUUGUCUCAGGUGGAGCUGAUGGCACCGUUCGUGUCUGGGAUGUUGCUGAUUCUCAGGAAAGUACCCAGGGUCGCGUCAUCGGUGAAGGUGGUGCUGGUUCCAAGCUCGAUGCUGGUCCUACUUCCACCACUCAGAGCAAGAAGAAGAAGGGCAAGGAUGUUGUCGUCACUGCUGAUCAGAUCAGCGCUUUUCCAACCAAGAAGAGUCCUGUUUACAAGGUCAAGUUCACGAACAUGAACUUGGUCAUUGCGGGUGGUGCCUAUCUUCCCAUUUAG